CUUUAUUACAAGAUAAUCAAACACGAUUUACUACUGUUGAGCAAUCGCCGUAUGAAGAAGUAGCUGCAUAUGUCUCAAAUACUGAUGAUUCCAGUUUACCUUGUUCAACAUUUCGUUCAUGGACAAUCGGCAUUUUAUUUGUUGUCAUCAAACAAUGCUCAACGAUUGAAAUUAUCCCAAACGGCCGACCCAUUAAUGUCAGAAAAAAUCAUCGUUCAACAUUUGAUGAAUGGCAUCCGCCUGGAUUUUCGGAAGCAACUCUCCCGUCACAAGCCACCAAUCGAAAAAUGUGA
This is a messenger RNA of Didymodactylos carnosus, 293 nucleotides long. The record is from the annotation of a GenBank genome assembly. Lineage: Eukaryota; Metazoa; Rotifera; Eurotatoria; Philodinida; Philodinidae.